Molecule: messenger RNA, 945 nt
Organism: Brenthis ino (lesser marbled fritillary)
Lineage: Eukaryota; Metazoa; Arthropoda; Insecta; Lepidoptera; Nymphalidae
Source: the annotation of a GenBank genome assembly
AUGGGCGCUAUAGCCAGUAGGUACCGUGUCUCGAAUACAGCUCUCAGUAGCACCGAUGUACAAAAUAUAGAAAAUGCAAGCAAACGUGAAAAUCCCGGGACAUUGGAUGAACUGCACAAAAAGACCAAAGAGGUGAUGCCAGUGAACUUUGAAGGUGGGAAGCUUAUGGUCAACAAAGGAAUUUCAAAUCAUUUCCAGAUGUCCCACACACUAACAAUGAGUUCAAUGCAAAAUGGCUAUAAACUAGGAGCAACUUACAUCGGCACAAAACAAAUAUCUCCAACAGAGGCAUUCCCAGUUGUUUUGGGAGAUGUGGAUCCCGCUGGAAAUGUUAAUUUUAAUCUUAUACACCAACUCACACCAGAAAUUAGAGUUAAAGGAGCUGCACAGGUUCAAGAAUGCAAAUUGACAGCAUCACAAGGCACAGUUGAAUACAAAGGUUCUGACUACACACUAGCUUUAGCCGUCGGAAAGCCUGACUGCAGUGAAAAGUCCUCAGUCUUUGUUGGACAUUACCUACAGGCAGUUACCCGGAGACUGACAUUGGGAGCGGAGUUGGUGUACCAGUCCAGCCCGCGCAUCGCCGGUGGAGAGGUGGCCGUGGCGUCCGCCGCCGCACGGUACACCAUGGACGAUUCUGAAGUGUCAGCGACGUUGGGUGCGGCCAGCUUCCAUGUGUGCUACUUCAAACAAGCAAGCGAACAAUUACAGGUGGUAGCGGAGAUGGAGACAUCUUUCCGAGGAAUGGAGUCAACAGGCACUAUCGGCUACCAAGUAACUAUUCCAAAGGCAGAACUUGUGUUCAGAGGUAUGGUUGACUCCAAUUGGAAUAUUGGAGCUGUUUUAGAGAAGAAAUUACAGCCCUUGCCAUUCACAUUUGCACUCUCGGGCAUGGCCAACCAGGCCAAGCAACAGUUCAAGUUUGGCUGUGGACUCAUCAUCGGC